UGUAGCUCAGUGGUAGAGCGCAUGCUUUGCAUGUAUGAGGCCCCGGGUUCAAUCCCCGGCAUCUCCACAGCUUUUAAUCCCACACUCACACUUUUACAGCGCUAAUUAAUACACAUUUCACGAGAUAAUCUGCCGCUCAAACAUGCGCAGACGGCAUUUGGCGACCGAAAUCCACGAAACAGCGAAUUCUCCUUGUUCGUAUUUGCGUCACUCUCCUUGACGACGGUAUCCAGGGCCGGAGCGGUGUUUACCAAAAUGUCUGCCCCCUGAAGACGCUCCGCCAAAGGGCGCCGAGGAGGAGAAUCUUAUUAUAGCGCAUUAUUUCUGCGCCCAUCAGCACCGGCAGCGCCUCUCUUUUCAAAAAGAAAACAUGCAGCUGAAGCACCUGAGGACUCUGCUGACCCCGCAGGAAGGAGCCGCCAAAGUGACUUGCAUGGCUUGGGCUCCGAACAACGCCAAGUUCGCCGUGUGCACCGUGGACAGGGUGGUUCUGUUGUACGACGAACUGGGAGAGAGACGGGAUAAGUUUUCAACGAAGCCUGCGGACUCCAAAUAUGGGAAGAAAAGCUACACGGUCAAGUCCAUGGCAUUUUCUCCAGAUUCCACUAAAAUUGCCAUUGCUCAAACUGACAAUAUAAUAUUUGUAUACAAAAUCGGAGAGGACUGGGGAGACAAAAAAGUUAUUUGCAACAAAUUUGUGCAGACAAGUGCUGUAACAUGUUUGCUUUGGCCAGCAGAACAUUCUAUAGUGUUUGGUCUAGCAGAGGGAAAAAUUCGAGUGGCCAACACAAAAACCAACAAAUCGUCUACAAUCUAUGGAACGGAGUCCUAUGUUGUAUCACUGACCUCGAAUGUCUCUGGGAAAGGAAUUCUUUCGGGCCAUGCGGAUGGGACCGUUGUGCGCUAUUUCUUUGAUGAUGAAGGCUCAGGUGACUCUCAGGGCAAAUUGCUCACACAUCCCUGCCCACCCUAUGCACUGGCGUGGGGAACCAACAGCAUCAUCGUGGCUGGAUGCGAUAAAAAGAUUGUGGCCUAUGGGAAGGAGGGUCACGUCCUGCAGACGUUCGAUUACAGCCGAGAUCGCUCAGAGAAGGAGUUCACUGUGGCCGCUACCAGCCCCAGCGGUCAGUCAGUAGUCCUGGGCAGUUACGAUAGAUUGAGGGUUUUCAACUGGAGCCCUCGAAGAGCUGCUUGGGAUGAGGCUUCUCCCAAAGAAAUUCCCAAUCUGUACACCAUCACAGCUCUGGCCUGGAAGAAAGACGGCUCUCGGCUCUGCGCAGGCACGCUGUGCGGUGGAGUGGAGCAGUUUGACUGCUGUCUUCGCAGAAGCAUCUACAAGAACAAAUUUGAGAUGACGUAUGUGGGCCUGAGUCAGGUGAUCGUGAAGAACCUCUCUACAGGCACACGAGUGGUGCUGAAGUCACAUUAUGGCUAUGAGAUCGACGAGGUAAAGAUCAUGGGGAGAGACCGCUACCUGGUGGCGCACACCUCCGACACUCUGCUGCUGGGAGACCUCAGCUCCAACAGACUCAGUGAGGUGGCGUGGCAGGGCUCUGGAGGAAAUGAAAAGUUCUUCUUCGAGAAUGAAACAGUUUGUAUGGUUUUCAAUGCUGGAGAACUGACCCUGGUGGAGUACGGUAACAACGAGAUCCUGGGAUCUGUUCGCACUGAAUUUAUGAACCCACACCUUAUCAGUGUGCGUCUGAAUGAGAGGAGGCAGAGAGGAGUGGAGGAUAACAAGAAGUUGGCCUAUCUAAUCGACAUCAAAACCAUCGCCAUUGUGGACUUGGCUGGUGGUUAUAACCUGGGGACUGUUAGCCACGACUCCAAGAUUGACUGGCUAGAGUUGAAUGAGACUGGUCGCAAGUUGCUCUUCAGGGACAAGAAGCUUCGGCUGAAUCUGUUUGACAUUGAAAGCGGUGUAAAGACCACCGUGCUGAGCUUUUGCUCCUACGUUCAGUGGGUGCCAGGCAGCGAUGUGGUGGUGGCUCAGAACCGUGGGAACCUCUGUGUGUGGUACAACAUCGACAGCCCUGAGAGGGUCACUAUGUUCCCUCUGAGAGGGGAUAUAGUGGAUCUAGAGAGAACCAAUGGCAAAACAGAGGUCAUCGUGACGGAAGGAGUGAACACAGUCUCUUACACACUGGACGAAGGACUGAUCGAGUUUGGAACCGCCAUUGAUGAUGGAGAUUAUCACAGAGCCACUGCAUUCCUGGAGACGCUGGAAAUGUGUGCUGAAACAGAAGCUAUGUGGAAGACGUUGAGCAAGCUUUCUCUUGAAGCACGGCAACUGCACAUCGCUGAGAGGUGCUUUGCAGCCUUGGGUGACGUAUCCAAAGCUCGCUUUUUGAAUGAAACCAACAAAAUUGCUGAUUCCAUCUCUAAGGAAUUUGGUGGUGAUGGCACAGAACAUUACCAAGUGAAAGCCCGCUUAGCUAUGUUGGACAAGAACUACAAACUGGCUGAGAUGUACUACAUGGAACAGAACGCAAUAGAUGAGGUGAUGGAAAUGUACCAGGAGCUGCACAUGUGGGAUGAAUGCAUAGCAGUGGCUGAGGCCAAGGGUCAUCCAGAGCUGGACAAUCUGCGGCGCAGUUACUACUCCUGGCUGAUGGAGACCAAUCAGAAUGAGAAAGCAGGGGAAGUGAAGGAAAGCGAGGGUGACUAUAUGGGGGCUGUCAACCUGUACCUGAAAGCAGGGCUUCCAGCCAAGGCUGCCUGGCUUGCCAUGAGCAGGGAUGAGCUCCUGGCCAGCAGUGAUGUCAUCAACUGCAUCACUGCUGCCCUCAUCAAAGGGGAGUUCUAUGAGAGGGCAGGUGACCUAUUUGAGAAGAUUAAAAAUAACCAGCGGGCUCUGGAUUGUUAUCGUAAAGGCAGCGCUUUCAGGAAAGCUGUGGAGCUGGCACGUGUUGCCUUCCCUUCAGAAGUGGUGAAGCUGGAGGAGGCAUGGGGAGACUACCUGGUCCAGCAGAAGCAAAUGGAUGCUGCCAUCAACCACUACAUAGAAUCGGGGUGCUCUUCCAAGGCGGUGGAGGCGGCCAUCGGGGCGCGGCAGUGGAAGAAAGCGCUGCAUAUCGUGGAGCUGCAGGAGGACAGAUCUUCUGCCAAGUACUACCUGAAGAUUGCCCAGCACUACGCCUCCAUACAGGAGUUUGAGGUAGCAGAGCGCCUGUUUGUGAAGGGAGACCACAUCAAAGAUGCCAUUGACAUGUACACUCAAGCAGGGCGAUGGGAGCAAGCACACAAGCUUGCUGUGAAGUGCAUGACUCAAGAGGAAGCGUCUUCUCUCUACAUCAGCCGAGCGUACGAGUUAGAGAAGGAGGGAAAGUACAAAGAGGCUGAAAGGCUGUUUGUCACGGUCAGUGAGCCCGAUUUAGCGAUCACUAUGUACAAGAAGAACAGGAUGUAUGAUGACACAAUCCGUCUGGUAGCCAGACACCACAAAGACCUGCUGCAGGAGACGCACAUUCACUUAGCCAAGGAGCUGGAGGUUGAAGGACGCUUUCAGGAGGCUGAGUAUCACUACAUCGAGGGCCAGGACUGGAAGGCUGCAGUCAACAUGUAUGGCACUAAUGAUAUGUGGGAGGAAGCCUAUCGGGUGUCAAAGAGCCAUGGGCCAGCCAGCGCUCAUAAGCAGGUGGCUUACCUCUGGGCCAAGAAUCUGGGGGGAGAGGCAGCUGUCAAACUGCUUAACAAGUUCGGCCUCCUGGAGACAGCCAUCGACUUUGCAGCGGAAAACCGUUCAUUUGACUUUGCCUUUGAACUGGCUCGACUGUCCAUGAAAGAGAAGAUUCCUCAGAUCCACCUGAAGAACGCCAUGUUCCUGGAAGAUGAGGGCAAGUUCAACGAAGCAGAGGUGGAGUUCAUCAAAGCAGGCAAGCCGAAGGAGGCCGUGAUGAUGUACAUCCAUAUCCAAGACUGGAGCGGAGCCCAGAGAGUGGCCGAGGCCCAUGAUCCGGACAGCGUGGCAGAUGUGCUAGUGGGCCAAGCCAAAUGCUGUUUUGAGCAGAAAGACUUCCAAAAAGCAGAGGCCUUUCUCCUUCGGGCCCAGAGGCCUGAACUGGCCAUCAAGUACUACAAAGAUGCCGAGAUGUGGAGUGACGCUAUGCGCAUCUGUAAGGAGUAUCUUCCCAAUAAGCUGGGCCUCCUCCAAGAAGAGUACGAGAAAGAAGCAGCAAAAAAGGGGAAACGGGGAGUGGAGGGCAUGGUGGAGCAGGCUCGCGAGUGGGAGCAGUCGGGUGAAUAUGCCAGGGCAGUGGACUGUUACCUGAAGGUGAAGGACUCGUCCAACGCUGCCCUGUUGGAGAAGUGCUGGAUGAAGGCAGCAGAACUGUCUAUCAAGUUUUUGUCACGAGAAAAAGCCAUCGAUGUGGUUCAGGCUGUUGGCCCACGCUUGGUGCAGCUUAGAAAAUACAGUGCGGCUGCCGAGCUCUACCUCAACCUGGACCUCAUUAAGGAAGCUGUAGACGCAUUCAUCGAGGGGGAAGAAUGGAACAAAGCCAAGAGAGUGGCCAAAGAGCUAGAUCCAAGGUUGGAAGGAUAUGUCGACCAGCGCUACAAAGAACACCUGAAAAACCAAGGCAAGGUGGACUCACUGGUUGGCGUGGACGUCAUGGCUGCUUUAGACAUGUAUGUGGAGAGGGGUCAGUGGGAGAAGUGCAUCGAUACUGCAUCCAAACAGAAUUUUAAGGUCCUGCAUAAAUACAUCGCUCUGUACGCCACUCACCUGAUCAAAGAGGGCGAAGCAGAGAAAGUGCUCAGCUUGUAUGCCCAGCAUGGAGCGCCAGCAAACCCACAGAACUUCAACAUCUACAAGCGCUUGUUCCUAGAGCUGAUGAGUCUGCGCGACAGGGACAGCGCCGAGGCCUAUCGGAUGUGGGCCGACCUGAGAGAUGUUCUGCACUUGCUGUGUGAGAACCUGACAAAGUCCUCAGAAGCCAACUCUCCAGCCCACGAGGACUUUGAGCAGAUGCUAGUGAUAUCUCACUAUUACGCUACCCGCUCAGCAGCCAAGGGCAUCGACCAACUGAGUACUUUGGCGGCCAAGCUGUCCAUUUCGCUGCUCAGGCACACAGAGUUCAUUCCAGCAGACAAGGCUUUUUAUGAGGCAGGCAUGGCUGCCAAGGCUGUUGGGUGGGAGAACAUGGCCUUUAUUUUCCUCAACCGCUUCCUGGAUUUGGCGGAUGGUAUUGAUGAGGGGACGCUGGAUGCCUUAGACCACACAGAUUUUCAGGACACAGACAUUCCUUUUGAAGUCCCGCUGCCGUCUAAGCUCCACGUCUCUGUGGAGAAGAGAGAAGAGAUCAGGGAUUGGGUUCUGACCGUAUCCAUGGACCAGCGGGUGGAGCAGGUCUUGCCCAGAGACGAGAGGGACACUUAUGAGGCCUCGUUGGUGGCUGCCAACACCGGCAUCCGCUCCCUGCCCUGCGUCAUCACAGGUUAUCCUGUCCUCCGCAGUAAAAUCGAUUUUAAGAGACCAGGCAUGGCGGCCAACAAGGACGACUGGAAUAAAUUCCUGAUGGCGACGAAGACCACUCACAGUCCAGAGUGUCAGGACGUCCUGAAGUUUAUCGCCCAGUGGUGCGGGGGUCUUCCAUCAGCCGGCUACUCCUUCCAAUAAGAUAACUACUUCCUCUCUCUCGCCCUCUCUCUCUCUCUUUCUCUCUCUCUCCCUCUCUCUCUCUCUCUCUCUCUCUCUCUCUCUCUCUCUCUGUCUUCCUUUUGUUUUCCUCUUUCACUCCCACUCCCCACCUGCUCCAUUCAGACGUUUAAUUUGCUUUACACUCUGCUGCUUCGAAAAACAAUAUGCUCCUCUUCUCCUCAUCCGUUCUGCUUUUGUUACCUGUUAAAUUCUUUGAAGGUCCAUUUCUUUCAUCUGCUCAGUUCAUUUCGACUCCUGCAGGUCAUGAAGGCGUUGUUUUUGUUUUAUUUUAGUAUAUAUGUGUGAAUGCAUGUACACGUGUACUGAUCUCUGAUGGUAACUUCAGUAUACCUGCAGCCUUUGACUUACCUGCCUAAAGUAGGCCUCAGUCAUAUAAAGCUCCUAUAAAAUAUUUGGGUUCUUGCACAUCUAUAUACACAUUUGUAUAUUUAUAUAUUAACAUUAAAUAACCAAAUAAAAGAUUAGUAUUUCA
Molecule: messenger RNA, 6134 nt
Organism: Colossoma macropomum (tambaqui)
Lineage: Eukaryota; Metazoa; Chordata; Actinopteri; Characiformes; Serrasalmidae
Gene: ift172
Product: intraflagellar transport 172
Exons: 48
Coding region: 371-5620 (1749 amino acids)
Biological process (GO): intraciliary transport
Cellular component (GO): intraciliary transport particle B; axoneme; ciliary basal body
Molecular function (GO): protein binding
Source: RefSeq, a predicted model, not a curated record